AUGAUCAUAUUUAUGACAGGGUUACCUCAUCACCUAUAUACAGUACUGAAAAGUCGAAAUCCCAGUACAUUGGAACAAUGUUUCAAAACGGCGAUCGAUGAGAUGCUCAAAUAUGAGUCAAAAGUAGAAAUGGACAAAUUGCAGAGACAAAUUGGUAAUGGAAAACAGGCAGACGUCAAUAACGAGGAAAAACGACAAAAUGGUGGUAAUGCAAAUAACGCAGUUAAUCGCGGAGGAAACAGUAAUUCAAAUCAAAGCAAUAGAAAUAAUAAUUUCAACGGGUAUAACAACAGAUAUGUUAAUCACAACAACCGCAAUAAUUAUGGGAAUAACAAUCAGAGCGGAUAUGGCUCACACAUGGUUAAUCGCGGCGGUUAUCGAGGCGGAAACGGCUAUGGACGGAAUUUCAAUACCAAUAAUGUACAACAAAAUAAUAUUAACCGAGGCACCGGAUGCUACACUUGUGGCAGAUCUAAUCACAUAGCACGAGAUUGCUGGAGCAAUCGACCUAAUGCGCAACAAAAUACGUAUAACAAUAAUCGUGUAAACGACACGCGCAAUGCGAACAACAACAAUAAUGUUCGUAGGGACAAUAACAAUACUCAGGCCGUACUUUGCAGUCAAAAAAACGAAAGAAGCACGUCGGGAAACGCCAACGGACCAUCACCAGUGGGAGUCAGAUUGGUCCAAGAAAUAGUUCAAGACCCACACACAGGAUUUUCCACAUCACAGCAAAAUUAA
This is a messenger RNA of Metopolophium dirhodum (rose-grain aphid), 741 nucleotides long. Its product is annotated as probable cyclin-dependent serine/threonine-protein kinase DDB_G0292550. The record is from RefSeq and is a predicted model, not a curated record. Lineage: Eukaryota; Metazoa; Arthropoda; Insecta; Hemiptera; Aphididae. The transcript is spliced from 2 exons. Gene Ontology annotation, molecular function: nucleic acid binding; zinc ion binding. Bases 1 to 741 code for a protein of 246 amino acids.